Messenger RNA from Ctenocephalides felis (cat flea), 826 nucleotides. RefSeq names its product 40S ribosomal protein S20-like. The coding region runs from base 1 to 273 and encodes 90 amino acids. Gene Ontology annotation, cellular component: ribosome; cytosolic small ribosomal subunit. The record is from RefSeq and is a predicted model, not a curated record. The transcript has 7 exons. Gene Ontology annotation, biological process: translation. Gene Ontology annotation, molecular function: structural constituent of ribosome. NCBI's taxonomy places the organism in Eukaryota, Metazoa, Arthropoda, Insecta, Siphonaptera, Pulicidae.
AUGGAGUCAAGAUCUUGGGACUUGGGACCACGGACCAAAAACCAACAGCUGAGGUGCCUCAGGUCCAUCGCAUCCGUAUUAACCGAUUUAAUAAAUGGAGCCAAGAAACAAAAGCUCCGUGUGAAGGGACCAGUUCGCAUGCCAACGAAAAUUUUACGUAUUACCACAUGUAAAACACAUUGUGGUGUUUCAGUCAUCGAUCUGCACUCUCCAUCUGAAAUUGUGAAGCAAAUCACUUCCAUCAGUAUUGAACCAGGUGUAGACUUACUUUAAACGAAGUAAGUGUGAACUUGUCGAGAAUCGGCCCAAUAAUAUACAUAUAUAAUAAAAUAGUAUAAACAUAAUCAUAAUUAUAAAUAAAUAAGAAGAGUGGCUGACCGCUGAGUUUCCCUCUCCAGAAAAGAGUGAACAAUCAACGAAAUGGUUUCAUCAACCAAUAGCAAUGAACAACCAAAUACCAGAGAGUCAAGUUAAUAAAUUAUUAACAAUAUUAAAUACAAAUUUUGAUGCUAACUUGCCCAAUGAUGUGCAGAUUAUUGCAAAAAUAAUCGACCCGGGUCUUGAAAUCCAGCAUCCGUCCUAAAGUACUGAGGAGCAAUCUUUAUCAAGAAAUAAUGAGCCAGCCAAUACAACCAAACCUUGAAUAAUGAGCCAGCCAAUACAACCAAACAUUGAAGAAAAGCUUAAACUUUUAGCAAUUUCAGACAAAGAGGAGGAGCCAGUUUUACCAUUAAAAAGUAUUAAAGAAAGAGAUCUUCGAAAAAAAAUUAGAAAACGAAACUUUUGCCUUACACAUGAUAAAUGAGCUGGCAGGAAACAUACCAAA